CCCACGCGUUCCCACAGUGCUCCGCGAGAGCUGCUAUGGAGGCCGGCAGGACAGCCGUACUCCGCGUGAAGCGGAAGCGCAGCGCGGAACCAGCUGAGGCUCUAGUCCUCGCUUGUAAACGGCCCCGGAGCGACGCAGUCGAGUCAGAGGCCCAAAAGACGCCCCCCGAGGGCCUGGAGACAGCGGCAGAGAAUAAUGUCUUCCAGUUGGUGGCCACCGUACGCUCCCAGGAGGAUCCGGUCCAGCCGCUCUUGCGAGCGGCCCUGCGCCCGUCCCGGGACAGCCAGCGGCGCAUCCGCCGCGACCUCCGCUCCUCGCUUCGGGAGAUCCGGCAAGAGGGCCGCUACAGGGUGGUCUCUAGCCGCCGAUCCUCGAACAUUCCCUCGGAUGGCCUGGAGUCCGAGGACUUGCGGGGAAACCCAGAAGCCGACGACGGCGCAGGCUUCCAGCUGUUGGAACUGAUCCACGAAGAAGGAGACCCAGAGACCGCUGCUGCCGUCUCCUGCAAAGCAUCUGACCCAGAUGUGAUCCUCUGCAAUUCUGUAGAGUUGAUCCGGGAACGGCUGACUGUGUCUGAGGACGGACCAGGCGUCAGGCACGGGAAGGAACAGAAGGAUGACUACGUGUAUGACAUUUACUACCUGGAGAUGGCCACUCCAGGGUGGAUUGAGAAUAUCCUCUCCGUGCAGCCCUACAGCCAGGAGUGGGAGCUGGUGAAUGACGACCAAGAACCAGAGGACAUUUAUGAAGAUGAAGAUGAUGAGAACAGUGAGAAUAAUUGGCGCAACGAGUACCCAGAGGAGGAAAGCAGUGACGGAGAUGCAGGUUCCAGAGGCUCCGAUGAAUACAACAGCUUCAGUGACGAGGAAGGAGGCAGCAGCAGGCCACACAUGUGGAACAAAUACCCUUUGGAUGUGCAGAAGGAGUUUGGCUACGACAGCCCCCAUGACCUGGAUUCGGACUGAGGGUCCUGUGACAUCCGUGAGGUUCUACACGGGCCCCUGAGGGCUCCGACUGCAGCGUCGGCCGCCCUGGUAAUGGGUUUCCCGGGGGAACACGUGGAAGGAAAAGCGUGUCCAGCAGCAUCAUAUCCUACCAGUGAAAGCGUGUCCUGAAGGAGAGUGUCUUUUCUACUCAUAGUAGGGCCCCUUUGCCUCAAUCAUAACUGACCCUACAGUCGGGGGACAAAAGAAAAGGCCACAAAAAUGAAGCUUCCUGGCCCAGGCAUUUCCUGCCCUCCCCCUACACUGAAGCCAGUAAGUGGAGGAGAAGCUCCUGUUUUGUCAGAACCGAGGUCCAGCUUUCCCAUACCCCCAGGCCACGUGCCUGCAGUACACACCCGUCUGUUGGAGGGAGGGAAUCUGGGAGGACUACAGAGGGUCCUGGUCGCAGCACAGACUGGGUGGAUGGUAAUGGCCGUUAGGAAAGGGAGUGGGACCUGUCUGAGGUGCGAGGGGUUUUAGUUGCGGUUGUCUCCAUGUCCCUGCUUCCUGUGCCGUGACUGUAAGGACUGCUGUCUGUCUGUCUGCAGCGGCAGUGCUGGGGGACAGGGUGUGUGUGAAUGUGAUACUUUGCAUCUAAUAAAAACUUUCAAUAUG
Molecule: messenger RNA, 1598 nt
Organism: Phyllostomus hastatus (greater spear-nosed bat)
Lineage: Eukaryota; Metazoa; Chordata; Mammalia; Chiroptera; Phyllostomidae
Gene: SLC7A6OS
Product: solute carrier family 7 member 6 opposite strand
Exons: 5
Coding region: 36-965 (309 amino acids)
Biological process (GO): developmental process
Source: RefSeq, a predicted model, not a curated record